Molecule: messenger RNA, 2077 nt
Organism: Xiphophorus hellerii (green swordtail)
Lineage: Eukaryota; Metazoa; Chordata; Actinopteri; Cyprinodontiformes; Poeciliidae
Gene: lenep
Product: lens epithelial protein
Exons: 2
Coding region: 1485-1679 (64 amino acids)
Biological process (GO): multicellular organism development
Source: RefSeq, a predicted model, not a curated record
CUAUUUAAGCGAUAUAUCUACAGUCCUACAGUAGAUAGGACUGUAUUAACCAGUCCUAUCUUCCAAAGCCUUGUCUAACUCUUUUAGUCUCAUCUUGGUAAUCUGACAGAUACAAAAGCUCAGAGAUUUGUGUCUUUCAGGAUCAAUCGAGGGAGAACUAUCGGGAUUGUAAUCAGUCCAAUCAAAAAUGUUGUUUAUUCCCUAGUUAAUUAUGCAAGCAAAAAUAAUGAAGCAAAGAUGCUACACAAAUUCUGCUUUCCUAUUACUAAGAAAAUAAAGUGUUAUGAUGAGGGGAUUCACUAGUAAAAUUAUUGAUUGAGAUUUGGUAUGAAGUAUGAACUUAAUGUACCAGAACAACCACAAAUUAAAAAGGAAAAAGUGCUUUACUUUAGUCAUAUGAGGCACUUGUGGAAGUAGCUUGCAUUUCUGCUUAAGUGGUUUGCCCACUUUCAUCUCUGCUGAUGCUCUAGUUUGUUUUUCUGCUACAACGGUUCAUUCUGAAAAGGCGGACUUUUGGAUAUCUGGACUUUCUUAAUCUGGAUUACUUUACUGAUAAUAAGCCUCAGACUGGAAUGAGACAAAGUUAGACAAAUGUAGCAUUUUGACAGUAACAUAAAAAAGUCCAGAUCUCUGAUUCUGUCAGGCAAAACCUUCUUGAUGAGGUUCAAGGUUUGGUCAGUUUCCAAGCUCAGCUCUCAGCAGCAUGUGCUCCCAGGACAGGAGUAGGUCCUCACCAAGAGCUAAUCACCAAUCAGAGAUGGACUUGGAGUAAGGCAGCAAUUUUCAAUAAAAACUGAUUUCGUCAUUUCUUUUACACACUUUCAGACUGAGGCAGCAAAUGUAUUAAGAUUCUGUAGAGUGUGUAUCUCACAAUUCGGGCUCACAUUCAAGGUUUAAAUAAAUCAGUACAGUACUUGAAAUUACAACUACUAACGCAUUAUUUCAAAGAAAACCUUUUGAGCACAAGGUUAAAUGCUUCUCUUAUUUUGAAGAUCACUUGAAGCCCUCUUCCGGAAAUAAAGGGUUACCGUAUUUUGGGGACACCCGUGGUCCAGUAGGGACGUUUUGAAGAACCGAGAGAAAAGUUGUUCUUGUGGGUGAAGGGUCAAAUCUGAGGUGUUUAUGCACUACAAUACACUGCUAGAAAUGUGUGAAGGUCCAACAUAUACUGUCCUAAACAAAAGGUACGAUGUGGGUGGGGACCUACUGGAACUCUCCUAUUUGUUAGCAGAAGCUGUGACAGUGGGGUGUCCUAAGCAGUUUUUGUGUGGGGAUUGAACACAGACGAGUGUGACAAACAAAGCUUUUAAAAAAAUCAGCAGAUGAUUGAAAGGAGAAGAGAAAAUCCUGGAUGUGAAUGGAGGCAGCUGCAAUUUGGACAGUAGAGGCUACCAAAAGACUGGCCUGACCUGACCGGCAUCCUUCUACAUACACUGUUACUGACGGGUCACCUUUGCCUCUGCAUUGAUUCUGCUUCCUAAGCCAUGCACCCCCAGCGUCCUCUUCCCCAGGCCAUGCCUUCGUCCUCCUUAGGGCAGCACCUGCGGGACAUGACCAUGGGUCUCGGAAGGGGCAAGAACUUCCUGGGAGGGAAUUUUUCCUAUGGUUUCAUCCAGUCGGUUAAGGAGUGUCUUUAUUUCCUCCUCUGUUGCUGGUGUAUAAAGGAGAUCCUUGACUGAAGGACCGAAAGAAAGCACAAGCUGUAAACAUUUGACGUAUUGAACAUUUGCUCUGUAGAAUGCAGUUUUAGAAUGCAUUUCUUUGGAGCGUAUGAAGAAUGUUCUUGGAAAAGCUGUGGUGAGUGAUCUCUUGUACAAUUGUGCUCUUACCAAGCUAAAUUAUAUACUUUCUUUAUAUUUAGAUCACUAAGCAAACCGUUUUUUCCUGAUGACAAUAUUCCGUUUUUGUUUUAGUGUCCACAGGAUGUCCACUUUGAGGUUUGAGGAAUCAUUCUUCAAUGCUAUUUGACUGAGGUCAACAUUUUAGAGCAUCGCUCUGAAGAUCCUGGAGUUUUUGGACUGUUCUAACCUGCUUUUCCUUGAUGUGCCAAUAAAUAAACAAAAUAUUUCUACCUUCA